Thalassophryne amazonica is the source of this 5538-nucleotide messenger RNA. RefSeq names its product adenylate cyclase type 6-like. NCBI's taxonomy places the organism in Eukaryota, Metazoa, Chordata, Actinopteri, Batrachoidiformes, Batrachoididae. Gene Ontology annotation, biological process: intracellular signal transduction; adenylate cyclase-activating G protein-coupled receptor signaling pathway; cAMP biosynthetic process. The transcript has 24 exons. Gene Ontology annotation, cellular component: plasma membrane. The record is from RefSeq and is a predicted model, not a curated record. Bases 428 to 3958 code for a protein of 1176 amino acids. Gene Ontology annotation, molecular function: adenylate cyclase activity.
UGAGAGAGAGAGAGAGAGAGAGAGAGGCUGUGAGAAUGUGCUGUAUCUGUGGCUGAGAAUGUGCUGUAUCUGUGGCUGGGAACAGCGCAGGCUGUCCGGUCGGUUCGUCCUCCGCAGCACAACCCUCCUCCACACCGACUCUCAUCCCCUCCCUGGCGACUGCGUGUGCGUGUGACGGUUCCCGGAGCUCCUCCGCAGUGUCACGGAACCAGGAUCCCCGGAUCAUGGAUGACUGGAGGUCUGCAGAGGAACUAAGAGUUUUAUAAGUCUUUUUUUUUCUUCUUUUUUUAAUUCAAAGGAGGGCCGCUCAGAAGGAGACACACCUCUGAAGCCUACAGGCAGUCUGACCUCAUGGUGUGUGCUCACUGGGAUAAAUUAGACGCUUAGUCAAACAGCACAGUGCUGCUACACAAAAAGCCCACACAGGAUGUCGUGGGCCAGAAACGCCUUUACAGGUCGAGCAGACGAGCGAUCAACAGCAUGGGGAGAACGCAACGGCAAAAAGAGGAAGGACAGCUCGUCACUGUGCAACCCACGCUACAUGAGCUGCUUGAGGGACAAUGAUGAGCUCGAGCCCCCACACGUGGCCCCUCAGCAUUACCACUGCGGAGCCGGCACUAGUGGGGGGAACUUCGGCUUGCGCUGCGGCUGGCAGGAGGACCAUUACAGGACAAAGAUAGGGGGCGGCGUGGACCUGAGUUUUGAAGAUGGUGCACUGAAGGGAAGGAAGGACGAUGAGGUAGGGGAGGGUAGCUGCAAAAUGAUGAGUGCUGCAGACUGCUGGAGGUGGUUUUUGUGGGUUUUCCAGUCCAAAAAGUUUCAAUCUCCCAAGCUGGAGCGACUGUUCCAGCGUUACUUCUUCAGGCUCAAUCAGAGCUCUCUGACGAUGCUGAUGGGGGUGCUGGUGGUGGUGUGUGGGGUCAUGUUGGCCUUCCACUGCAUCCACAUGACCCAUGACAGGGCCUAUACCUCAGUGCUCUCUGUAGCCAUGGUGCUGUUCCUGGCCAUGAUGGUGGUGUGCAACCGCAAUGGCUUCCACCAGGACUACAUGUGGAUUGUCAGCUACUUGGUUAUCGGGGUGCUGAUUGUGGUGCAAGUAUUUGGGGUGCUGAUGGUGUCCCCUCGGAGCGCCUCAGAGGGCAUCUGGUGGACUGUGUUCUUCAUCUACAUUAUCUACACACUGCUGCCGGUUAGGAUGAGAGCUGCUGUGCUUAGUGGAGCCGUGUUGUCUGUUAUACACAUAGUCACCGCCUGGCAACUCAACCAGGAAGACAAGUUCAUUUUCAAACAGAUCACUGCCAACGUGCUGAUCUUCAUGUGCACGAACAUGAUUGGGAUCUGUACCCACUACCCUGCUGAGGUCUCCCAGAGACAAGCCUUCCAGGAGACGAGAGGCUACAUCCAAGCCAGACUGCACCUGCAGAGGGAAAACCAGCAGCAGGAGCGCCUACUGCUGUCAGUGCUGCCAAGGCACGUUGCCAUGGAGAUGAAGGCUGAUAUCAAUGCCAAGAAAGAAGAUAUGAUGUUUCACAAGAUCUACAUUCAAAAACAUGACAAUGUUAGCAUUCUGUUUGCUGACAUCGAGGGCUUCACCAGCCUGGCAUCUCAGUGCACGGCUCAGGAGCUGGUCAUGACACUCAACGAGCUGUUUGCCCGCUUUGACAAGUUGGCCUCGGAGAACCACUGCCUGCGUAUUAAAAUCCUCGGGGACUGUUACUACUGUGUGUCAGGGCUGCCUGAGCCACGGGCUGACCACGCCCACUGCUGUGUGGAGAUGGGAGUGGACAUGAUUGAGGCCAUCUCGCUGGUGCGGGAGGUGACGGGUGUUAAUGUGAACAUGCGGGUGGGCAUUCACAGUGGGCGUGUUCACUGUGGGGUGCUAGGCCUGCGCAAGUGGCAGUUUGACGUCUGGUCCAAUGACGUGACACUCGCCAACCAAAUGGAGGCGGGAGGGAAGGCAGGGCGUAUCCACAUCACCAACGCCACACUUCAGUAUCUGAAUGGAGAUUAUGAGGUGGAACCGGGCUUCGGUGGAGAGAGGAACGCUUACCUGAAGGAGCAUAAUAUAGAAACUUUCUUGGUAUUGGGGUGCAGCCAGAAGAGGAAAGAGGAAAAAGCCAUGAUGGCCAAGAUGCAGCGAGCACGUGCAAAUUCAGGUGAGGGCUUGAUGCCACGCUGGGUCCCUGACAGAUCUUUCGCCAGAACCAAGGAGUCCAAAGUCUACAGGCAGAUGGGUAUUGAUGAAGCCUCCAGCAAAGACAACCGCUGCGCUCAGGAGGCCUUGAACCCAGAGGACGAGGUGGACGAGUUUCUUGGACGGGCCAUCGACGCACGUAGCAUCGACCAGCUAAGGAAAGACCAUGUCAAGAAGUUCCUCCUCACUUUUCAAACUCCUGACCUUGAGAAAAAAUACUCCAAAAAGGUCGACGAUCGUUUUGGCGGCUAUGUGGCAUGCACAUUCCUUGUUUUCUGUUGCAUCUGUUUCAUUCAGAUCAUCAUUUUUCCAAAAACAACACUUAUGCUCGGCCUUUACAUCAGCAUCUUCAUCAUCCUUGCCAACAUCCUCUUCAUCUGUGCAAUCUACUCCUGCAUCAAACUGUUCCCAGCUGCCUUGCAGACUGUAACAAAGAAAAUAGUCCAGUCUCGUGCAAACAGCACACUGGUGGGCGUCGUCACCAUCCUUCUCCUCUUCAUCUCCUCCUUCACUAACAUGUUUACUUGCAGCAGAGACAAACUACAAGACUGUGUGGCCAACAAGUUGAACGUAUCGAUGAACCUUUGCCUCCUGCACAACCUGACUAGGACAGCAGAGGACGGUUUGACUGUGUGCCCCAGCCAGGCCAUGCCCUGCCAUUUCCCCGAGUAUUUCAGCUACAGUGUGCUGCUGACCCUGCUGGCCUGCUCUGUGUUCCUCCACAUCAGCAGCAUAGGGAAGCUGGCGCUGAUGCUCUUCAUCCAGCUCACGUUUCUCCUGCUGGUGGAGUGGCCUCAGGUCACCUUGUUUGACAACGCAGAUUUGCUGGUUGUUGCCAACACCCUGCAAUUAUCACCUGUCAAUGAUUCCCUUCAUUGGUCAAGUUUCAAUGAAACUACAGAACAGUGCUUGGAAAGUGUGACCAAGGUGUCCCUAAAGGUCAUGAUCCCUGUAAUCCUGACAGUGUUUGUUCUGGCUCUCUACUUGCACGGCCAGCAGGUGGAGUCCACCGCCCGGCUUGACUUCCUCUGGAAGCUGCAGGCCACAGAGGAGAAGGAAGAGAUGGAGGAGCUACAGGCUUACAACCGCCGCCUGCUCCACAACAUCCUGCCCAAGGACGUGGCCGCCCACUUUCUUGCACGCGAGCGGAGGAAUGACGAGCUGUACUACCAGUCGUGUGAAUGUGUUGCUGUUAUGUUUGCCUCCAUCAGUAACUUUUCUGAGUUUUAUGUGGAGCUGGAGGGCAACAACGAGGGAGUGGAGUGUCUCAGGCUGCUGAAUGAAAUCAUCGCCGAUUUUGACGAGAUCAUCAGUGAGGAGAAGUUUCGUCAGCUGGAAAAAAUUAAGACGAUUGGCUCCACGUACAUGGCAGCUUCUGGCCUCAAUGACUCCACCUACGACAGGGAGGGUCGCUCACACAUCCUUGCUCUGGCUGACUAUGCCAUGAGGCUCAGAGAGCAGAUGAAAUACAUCAACGAACACUCUUUCAACAACUUCCAGAUGAAGAUUGGACUGAAUAUGGGUCCAGUGGUUGCAGGUGUAAUUGGGGCCAGAAAACCACAGUAUGACAUCUGGGGGAACACAGUCAAUGUGGCCAGCCGGAUGGACAGCACCGGAGUUCCUGACUGCAUCCAGGUGACCACAGACUUGUACCAUGUCCUGGCCAACAAUGGUUACCAGCUGGACUGUCGAGGCCUUGUCAAGGUGAAGGGGAAGGGGGAGAUGACCACUUACUUCCUGACCCGUGGUCCCCAGGGGAGCUAACGGGAGACCUGCCACGGUGUGCUCAUGACACAGAGAUUGCAGAGCGACUGCGCGCUGAGCUCGGCACUGAGCACCGAAGUGCCACAUGAACUCUGCACGACCAUCAGACGCAAACACGUCUGAAGGAUGUUAGCCCCCCCACCCACCCAACCAAGCUGCUCGAGAGGUCACUAAACCCAGUUGCCUUAGGAUGAAAGUUGCUAUGCUUAUGUUUAUGAGCAAUAUUGGAAGAAUUUCAUCUGUAGUCUUUAUUUAUUUUCACACUGAUGGAUUUUAUGAUGAUGUUGUAUUAAAAAAAAAGAAAAUAUAUAAAAAAAAUAAUUCAGAUAUGCAAGGAUAACAUGAAGGAGGAAAAUGACCAAAGAACAAAUGUUUGAUGUGAAACACAUUUAUGUCUGGGGUUUUAUUGUUGUUUUCUGUUCACAAUGUAACUUAUUGGUCUUUUGACAGCAAACGCCACGGUAACUUCACUGUCAGGCACUUUGGAUGUUGACGUGGACAACACGCGUGCUUGCACACACAUAAGCAGACAUUCACGACAACCUUGGCUUUGACUUGUCUUCUUAUCAGGGCCGUUUGUGUUUCGUUUUGUUUCUUUCAGCCUGCAAUUGGCCACAGUGUGAUCACGAGGUUCACUCGAGUCUGCAAAAUGCCCAGUACGGCGUUCUCUUGUUUCAAGCCAAAACAAGAAAGUAAGUGAGAGCGGUCUGAUUAGUAUCACGGCACUGAGGACACGUUGCAAAGGAAGCGUGUGAGCACACUGGAUGCUGGUCUUUAUAAUGGGGCGCGUACUGUGUCUUUUCACUGUGAGGUUUUUACGAUACUGUACAACAAACACUUUCUUUGUUGCUGUUGCCAAACUGUUUGCUGUGAGACAUGUUUUCUAUUUUUUUUGGUGCCAUGUGUCCAUUCCUGAUUUGUUGUCUCAGAUGAACAUGUUUGAAGAAUUGCGCAUUUUAACUGUGAUUUUUUUUUCCUUUCUUUCUUUAUGAUUUCAUUAGAACCCAAAUAAGCAAAAGCCUGAAGACGUGUGUAGUGAACAAAAACUGCUUUCCUGACCAUAUACACGUGUCCUGUUUCCUCGAUAAACUGUAUGCAAGAAUUAUCUGUUGGUUCACGAGUAUUGCCUUGAGAUUAUGCAUUUCCAAUGUCCACCUACAUCCCAAACUAACUUUGCACAACAGUGCCACCAUGUGGUUGUAUGUGACCCCCCCCACCCCGCCCUUAAAAAUGAUAAUCAAAUCUUAUAAAUCAAUAAUGUUCUGAAUGUAAUGCAAAAUAUUAUAUUUUGGCCCACGAUGAAACUACUGAAAAAAAAAACACUCUAUACAUGACCAGUUUGUGAGGGCGGAGCUGAAUUAUCGUACCAGAGGUCUGCUUUCUGAAAAGUGGACAUGUUGUUUGAUUUUUUUUUUAACUCAAAUUUGAAUUUCUGUCUCACUGUAAAAUGCUGUCCCACUGUGAACAGUCAACUAAACGCCAUUGCAAUUUGUUUUCAGAAGCAGCACAGCUUAACAAAUGAUUAAUUUAAUUGAUUUCUCUGUUGGAUAAGAAAUUAAUAAAUUUUUGUUUUGCAUUGU